Stereum hirsutum FP-91666 SS1 is the source of this 696-nucleotide messenger RNA. RefSeq names its product DUF572-domain-containing protein. The transcript is spliced from 5 exons. Gene Ontology annotation, biological process: mRNA splicing, via spliceosome. The annotation marks the transcript as partial. Gene Ontology annotation, cellular component: U2-type spliceosomal complex; post-mRNA release spliceosomal complex. The record is from RefSeq and is a predicted model, not a curated record. Lineage: Eukaryota; Fungi; Basidiomycota; Agaricomycetes; Russulales; Stereaceae.
UACUACCCACCUGACUACGAUGGCGAGAAACACAAUAGUCUCAACUCUUACAGAGGAAAGCAUGCUCUCGGUGACCGAGCGCGGAAGAUUGACCGGGGAAUUCUCAUAACACGCUUUGAGCUCCCGUUCAAUAUUUGGUGUGGACAUUGUGAUGCGCACAUCGGUAUGGGCGUGCGGUAUAAUGCCGAGAAGAAGAAGAUUGGGAUGUACUACUCGACACCUAUCUUCUCCUUCCGGUGUAAGUGUCAUCUCUGUAGUGGCUGGUUCGAGAUUCAGACGGACCCGAAGAAUACACGAUAUGUGGUUACUGAAGGAGCACGACAGAAAGACGAAGACUGGGAUCCGGAAGAGAAUGGAGGCUACGCUGUGCAUGACACAGAAGCCAAAGACGAGCCAGUCGACCCCCUCGUCGCGCUCGAGAAAACCACAGACUUCCAAACCCACCAGACUAAAGUACAACUCCCCCGACUCGAACAACUCCAAUCCGUCUCAGAGCACUACAACUCCGACCCAUACGCGCUCUCCCGUCGCGUCCGCAAACAUUUCCGCGAGGAGAAGAAAGUAGAGAAACAGAAGGAGGAGGUCGAUAAUGGGAUCAAGGCGCGAUAUGGUCUCGACUCUGACUUGGUGCUCAUAAGGGAGGACGAGGAUGCUGUGGCGGCAGCGAAGGAUGAGUGGAAGAAGGGGAGGAGUGAG